CCCGACAUCACGUCGCCCCCCAUCGCUCCCAGUUCGCGUGAGGAAGCUUCUCGCGGGCUCGGGUCGCCGUGGGCGCGCUGCGGGGCGCCGUGUCGCGCCGGCCCGCCAGCCCUGCGCCGACCAUGGCCACCGACUCCUGGGCACUGGCGGUGGACGAGCAGGAGGCGGCUGUCAAGUCGAUGAGCGAUUUGCAGAUCAAGGAAGAGAAAGUGAAACCAGAUUCCAAUGGUUUCAUCAAACCUGCAGCACCUGCAGAGAAGACAGAUGAAGAAGAGAAAGAGGACAGAGCCGCGCAGUCAUUACUCAACAAGCUGAUCCGGAGCAACCUCGUGGAUAACACGAACCAGGUGGAGGUCCUGCAGCGGGACCCCAACUCCCCGCUCUACUCCGUCAAGUCCUUCGAGGAGCUGCGCCUGAAGCCGCAGCUACUCCAGGGUGUCUACGGCAUGGGCUUUAAUCGACCCUCCAAGAUCCAGGAGAACGCGUUACCCAUGAUGCUCGCCGAGCCCCCGCAGAACCUCAUCGCGCAGUCUCAGUCGGGUACCGGGAAAACCGCUGCCUUCGUGCUGGCCAUGCUCAGCCGAGUGGAGCCAGCAGAGAGAUACCCCCAGUGUCUGUGCCUCUCCCCAACAUAUGAGCUGGCGCUUCAGACUGGGAAAGUCAUUGAGCAGAUGGGCAAGUUUCAUCCGGAGCUCAAGCUGGCUUACGCCAUCCGAGGCAACAAACUGGAGCGGGGUCAGAAGAUCAGCGAGCAGAUCGUCAUCGGCACCCCUGGCACCGUCCUCGACUGGUGCUCCAAGCUCAAGUUCAUCGACCCCAAGAAGAUCAAAGUGUUUGUUCUGGAUGAGGCCGACGUGAUGAUCGCGACUCAGGGCCACCAGGACCAGAGCGUGCGCAUCCAGAGGAUGCUGCCCAGGAACUGCCAGAUGCUGCUGUUCUCUGCCACCUUCGAAGACUCGGUGUGGAAGUUUGCCCAGAAGGUGGUCCCCGAGCCCAACAUCAUCAAGCUGAAGCGCGAGGAGGAGACACUGGACACCAUCAAGCAGUACUACGUGCUAUGCAGUAACCGUGACGAGAAGUUCCAGGCCCUGUGCAACCUCUACGGGGCCAUCACCAUCGCGCAGGCCAUGAUCUUCUGCCACACACGCAAAACUGCGAGCUGGCUGGCAGCCGAGCUCUCCAAGGAAGGCCACCAGGUGGCGCUGCUGAGCGGCGAGAUGAUGGUGGAGCAGAGGGCUGCGGUGAUCGAGCGCUUCCGCGAGGGCAAAGAGAAGGUGCUGGUCACCACCAACGUGUGCGCCCGCGGCAUCGAUGUGGAGCAGGUGUCCGUGGUCAUCAACUUUGACCUCCCGGUGGACAAGGACGGGAACCCAGACAAUGAGACCUACCUGCACCGCAUCGGGCGCACAGGCCGCUUCGGCAAGAGGGGCCUGGCGGUGAACAUGGUGGACAGCAAGCACAGCAUGGACAUCCUCAACAGGAUCCAGGAGCACUUCAAUAAGAAAAUCGAGAGAUUGGACACGGACGACCUGGACGAGAUUGAGAAAAUAGCCAACUGAGGCGUCCCGGGUGCCCGGUGCCCGCCAGUGCUGCCCCCCCCCCCCCCCGCGCGCGCGGGAAUCUCGUGCUUUCCCUGCCCGGCCUCGGCCGUCACAUCAAGACGAAGGCGCGAGCCGCGACAGACUUCCUACCUCAUUUCAGUUUUGUUUGGACAGGACAGAAAUUGCAAAUUAUGGGGGAGAGAAGAAGGGAAAUUAGGCGUUUUGUAAAGUUAAUCCUUUUUAGCCAGUUUUCCCCAAACUUUAUAAGUGAGCUGGGGGCUGGCCCCAGGCCCUCCGCCCGCCUUCCGGCCUGGAGUGCUGUUAGUCCAGCCUCUCAGCGUGGUCAGGGGUGCGUCCAGGGAAGGGCACUGUGACCCCGCUGACCUGUAUGGAGGCUGCGGGCAGCUGCCUGCCUCCACCAUUCUCCUGAGAUCUGUGGGCCUCCUGCCCGCCGGCCAUCUUCUUUCUAAAAUCCGAAGUGGGUCCGGCCGACCCUUUCCCUCUGCAAUGUCCACACACACUGUUCCCCCUGGUGUGCACCGGUUUGGGCCGGAACAGACAUGAGGCCUUCUGAGAUGGCCACGCCCUAGGGGGCUGGUUUGCUCUGUCCCCAGUGGGUGGUGGGCAGUCAGCAAUUUCGGGUCCAGCCUGGCUCGGUGAGCCGGUUCUUCCCCAUCGCUCACAGCACCUUGGUGCGGUCAUGCAUUCUCUGUGUGGGCCCGCACCAGUGACCAGCAUCUUGGUUGUCGAGAAAUUUUAAUUUUAAAAUCAUGCAAUGCUUUACUAAUCAUGAUUUUUAUUUUACUUGUACUUCUAUGCUUAUUAGACUAAUUUAUACUAAUUAAAAAAAUAUGUAUC
This is a messenger RNA of Sorex araneus (European shrew), 2399 nucleotides long. RefSeq names its product ATP-dependent RNA helicase DDX19A. The record is from RefSeq and is a predicted model, not a curated record. Gene Ontology annotation, molecular function: RNA binding; ATP binding; RNA helicase activity. The coding region runs from base 123 to 1559 and encodes 478 amino acids. Gene Ontology annotation, biological process: poly(A)+ mRNA export from nucleus. The transcript has 12 exons. NCBI's taxonomy places the organism in Eukaryota, Metazoa, Chordata, Mammalia, Eulipotyphla, Soricidae. Gene Ontology annotation, cellular component: cytoplasmic stress granule; nucleus.